GUCAACGUUCUCUGGUAGAAAACCAAAACCAAAAAAUAAAAAAAAAAAAAUCAGAAGAAGAAGAAGAGACCAAAUUUGGAAGAAGGAAAGCUACUAUGCUCCGUGAAGAAGAAGAAGACCGAACAAGUCGAGAUUUUGACACCAACCCAUUUUGAGGAACACCCUUUUUCUUCUGUUGUUACUGUUACUUUUUUUUUUUUUGGGUAUGGAACUUCCAUUGAUGUACUUGAAUCCUUCUUCGACGGCGUCGUUUUCCGGUAGAGUUGGACUAUGUUCGAGGCUUAGUGAUUUUCCGGCGAGGGUAAGGAGGAGAAAAAGGAGACUGAGUUUUUCUGAUGUUCACAUGGUUCAGUUCCGACCGGUUAAAGCUUCGACGGAGCAAGGGAGUAGAGAAGCUGUGGAUAGUAGAGGAAGUGAAGGAGAGAGCAGUCGAGGGUUCACGAGUCCUGCUAUGGAGGUCACUACAUUGGAUUCUUUUAAGGAUACUGAGUUUCCGGUUUGGGAGAAGAUUGGUGCUGUUGUUAGACUCAGCUAUGGAAUUGGAAUAUAUGGUGCCAUGGCUUUAGCAGGAAGAUUUAUUUGCUCAAUCACUGGAAUUGAUUGCUUGGGAGGUUUUCACCCAUCAUUAGAUGCCAUUUUAGAUGGCCUAGGAUAUGCAGCCCCUCCAAUUAUGGCUCUUCUAUUUAUACUAGAUGAUGAAGUUGUGAAGCUAUCUCCUCAUGCUCGCGCCAUCAGAGAUGUGGAAGACGAGGAGCUUCGGAACUUUUUCUAUGGCAUGUCUCCAUGGCAGUUUAUACUAGUUGUUGCUGCAAGCUCAGUGGGAGAGGAGCUUUUUUACAGAGCUGCAGUUCAGGGGGCAUUGGCUGAAAUAUUCCUGAAGGGUACAGAUCUGAUAUCAGAUGCUAGAGGAAUGGCAUCUCUGACUGGAGUUCUUCCCCCAUUUGUUCCAUUUGCUCAAGCAUUUGCAGCUGUUAUGACAGCUGCUCUAACUGGUUCCCUUUACUAUGUGGCUGCAUCCCCGAAAGACCCUGCUUACAUAGUUGCACCAGUUUUGCCAUCUCGUGCUAGUCGCGAAGAUCUGAAGAAACUCUUCACAGCCUGGUAUAAGAGGAGACAAAUGAAGAAAAUUUAUUCUCCAUUACUUGAAGGACUUUUGGCUCUCUACCUUGGAUUUGAGUGGAUCCAGACAGAUAACAUUCUUGCACCCAUAAUCACACAUGGCAUAUACUCUUCUGUGAUACUGGGUCAUGGUCUUUGGAAGAUUCAUGAUCACCGGAGAAGACUUCGUCAGAGAAUUCAACAACUUAAACUUGAAGGAAAGAAAGAAGUGAACUAUGAUCUUCAGGAUUUGGAAUAGGGAAAAUAUAUGGAGGAACUUUGUAAAUAAAAUGUAGCAGAGCAAAGUUAUUUGUUUCAGGACAGUCUACAAUACAUAGGAAUAUAAUUUAGAGUAUAAUAUGAACUCAUAUUUAAAUUCUUAUAAAGGAAAAAUAUAGAGAAUAUAUUUUACACUAUCAGUUCAUACAUUGUAACAAUGUAGCUGUAGAUGGUCAUGGUGGUGUGCCAAUUGUUUUUAUGCAAAAAUCAGUAUACAUUACAUAAAGGCAUUCAAGAUUUUUAACUUCCUGGAAAA
This is a messenger RNA of Cannabis sativa, 1633 nucleotides long. RefSeq lists its product as uncharacterized. Bases 206 to 1357 code for a protein of 383 amino acids. Gene Ontology annotation, molecular function: metalloendopeptidase activity. The record is from RefSeq and is a predicted model, not a curated record. NCBI's taxonomy places the organism in Eukaryota, Viridiplantae, Streptophyta, Magnoliopsida, Rosales, Cannabaceae. Gene Ontology annotation, cellular component: membrane. Gene Ontology annotation, biological process: CAAX-box protein processing. The transcript has 9 exons.